Messenger RNA from Sinocyclocheilus grahami, 3471 nucleotides. RefSeq names its product probable phospholipid-transporting ATPase IH. Lineage: Eukaryota; Metazoa; Chordata; Actinopteri; Cypriniformes; Cyprinidae. Gene Ontology annotation, cellular component: recycling endosome; endoplasmic reticulum; plasma membrane. Bases 1 to 3132 code for a protein of 1043 amino acids. The record is from RefSeq and is a predicted model, not a curated record. The transcript is spliced from 25 exons. Gene Ontology annotation, molecular function: ATP hydrolysis activity; magnesium ion binding; ATPase-coupled intramembrane lipid carrier activity. Gene Ontology annotation, biological process: phospholipid translocation.
AUGAGCACAAUCCAGAUCCAGAUCAGAGAGAUAAAGUUUUGUUUUGUUAAACUUAUCUCUUUUUCUCCACAGUAUACUUUCUGGAAUUUUAUACCGAAGAAUCUCUUUGAGCAGUUCAGAAGAAUCGCCAAUUUCUAUUUUCUGAUCAUCUUUCUAGUGCAGCUGAUCAUUGACACACCUACCAGUCCUAUGACCAGCGGUCUGCCUCUUUUCUUUGUCAUCACUGUCACAGCCAUUAAACAGGGCUAUGAGGACUGGAUCAGGCACAAAGCGGACAACGCUGUAAACCAGUGUCCAGUCCACGUCACCCAGCAUGGCAAAGUCGUACGCAAACAGAGUCAAAAGCUACGGGUGGGUGAUAUUGUCCAGGUGAAGGAGGAUGAGACGUUUCCAUGUGACCUCAUACUGCUCUCCACCAGUAGAGAAGAUGGAACAUGUUUUGUCACAACAGCCAGCUUAGAUGGAGAGUCCAGCCAUAAGACCUAUUAUGCAGUUCAGGACACAAAGGCAUUCAACACAGCAGAGGAGGUGGACACACUGCACUCUACGAUAGAAUGUGAACAACCCCAGCCAGACCUCUACAAAUUUGUGGGACGCAUCAAUAUUUAUUUGGAUCGAGACGAGCCCAUCGCGAGACCCCUGGGUUCUGAGAACCUGCUGCUGCGUGGAGCCACACUGAAAAACACUGAAUACAUACAUGCUGUGGUCAUCUAUACGGGCAUGGAAACCAAGAUGGCCCUCAACUACCAGUCCAAGUCUCAGAAACGCUCCGCUGUUGAAAAGUCUAUGAACGCCUACCUGAUCGUGUACCUCUGCAUUCUGAUCAGUAAAGCUCUGAUCAAUACUGUCCUGAAGUAUGUCUGGCAAGCCAACCCAAACCGAGAUGAGCCCUGGUACAACCAGAAAACUGAGACUGAGAGGCAACGGCAUGUAUUAAUCCGGGCAUUCACAGAUUUCCUUGCCUUCAUGGUUCUGUUCAACUACAUCAUUCCUGUGUCCAUGUAUGUGACUGUGGAGAUGCAGAAGUUCCUUGGCUCGUACUUCAUCCUGUGGGACGAUGACAUGUUUGAUGAGGAGCUCGGAGAGGGACCGCUCGUCAAUACCUCAGAUCUUAAUGAAGAACUUGGACAGGUGGAAUAUGUCUUCACAGACAAGACUGGCACUUUGACAGAAAACAACAUGGAGUUGAGGGAGUGUUGUGUGGAUGGGCAUGUUUAUGUGCCACAUGCCAUCUGUAACGGGCAGAUUCUACCUGGAGCUGCUGGAAUGGAUAUGAUCGACUCCUCUCCGGGCCUAGAUGGAAAGGAGCGAGAGGAGCUGUUUUUCCGUGCACUGUGCCUCUGUCACACAGUCCAGGUGAAGGAAGAGGAGACAGUGGAUGGCAUUAAGAGAGGAAUCUAUCAGGGCAAAUCCACCUCCUUCUACAUCUCCUCCUCUCCAGAUGAGGUUGCACUGGUGGAGGGCAUGAAAAGGUUGGGCUUCACCUAUCUCCGUCUGAAGGACAGUCACAUGGAGAUCCUUAACAGACAGGAUGAGAUGGAGAGAUUUGAGCUGUUGGAGGUGUUGAACUUUGAUUCAGUGAGGAGGAGAAUGAGUGUUAUUGUAAGAUCGAGCUCAGGAGAGUACUAUUUGUUCUGUAAAGGUGCAGAUUCUUCUGUUUUCCCACGGGUGGUUUCUGGAAAGUUGGAGCAGGUCAGAGCGCGAGUAGAGCACAACGCUGUGGAGGGCUUACGGACUCUUUGUGUGGCUUAUAAGAAGCUGACUCAUGAGGAGUAUGAGGAAACAUGCCAUCUCCUCAACAGCGCUAAACUAGCUCUGCGGGAGCGCGACAAGAAACUGGCUGAAGCUUAUGAUGUCAUUGAAAAGGAUUUCAUCCUGCUGGGAGCCACGGCUGUGGAAGAUAGGCUGCAGGAUAAAGCAGCCGACACCAUUGAGUCCCUGCACAAGGCUGGUAUGAAGGUUUGGGUCCUCACAGGGGACAAAAUGGAGACAGCAGCAGCCACGUGCUAUGCUAGCAAGUUGUUCCAUCGCAAUACACAGAUCCUGGAACUGACAACCAAGCGGACAGAGGAGCAGAGUCUCCAUGACGUCUUGUUUGAUCUGAGCAGAACUGUCCUGAGACAGCAUGGCAGCAUGACCAGGGACAUUUUUUCAGGGCUCUCAGAUGAUUACCAAGACUAUGGUCUGAUAAUCGAUGGGGCAACACUGUCAGCUGUACUGAAACCAACACAGGAAGGAACCAGCAACGGAGGGAACUACAAGGAGAUUUUCCUGGAAAUCUGCAGGAACUGCAGCGCUGUUCUCUGCUGUCGCAUGGCACCCUUACAAAAAGCACAGAUUGUUAAGCUGAUAAAAGCAUCAAAAGAACACCCCAUCACGCUGGCCAUCGGGGACGGAGCCAAUGAUGUCAGUAUGAUUCUGGAAGCUCACGUGGGCAUAGGGAUCAUGGGUAAAGAGGGGCGUCAGGCGGCCCGUAACAGCGACUAUGCAAUUACCAAGUUCAAACACCUGAAGAAGAUGCUGCUGGUUCACGGGCACUACUACUACAUCAGAAUCGCUGAGCUGGUCCAGUACUUCUUCUAUAAGAAUGUGUGCUUCAUCUUCCCUCAGUUUCUCUAUCAGUUCUUCUGUGGGUUCUCUCAGCAGCCACUGUAUGACACAGCAUAUCUGACCCUGUACAAUAUCAGCUUCACCUCAUUACCCAUCCUCCUCUACAGUCUGAUGGAGCAGCACAUCAACAUGGACAUCCUCAAACGGGACCCUUCUCUCUACAGAGAUAUUGCCAAGAAUUCCCUCCUGAGAUGGCCCACUUUCAUCUACUGGACAUUUCUGGGGGUUUUUGAUGCCAUGGUCUUCUUCUUUGGUGCUUUCUUCCUUUUUGACAACACAACCUUCACCAGCAACGGACAGCUAAUGGCCACCAACACACAGAUGGUAAGCCUGUCCCUAUCUGUUUCUCAUCCUAUUUUUAGUUUUAGUUUUACUGUUACCCUCCUCAGCCCCUCCCCUCACCCUAAAGCCACUCCCACUCACAUAGUGUCUACUAACACUAACCGUUCACUGCCAUCGUGGCUCUCAAACAGUAGCGUACGACAUCCCAGUGUCCCCUGUACUGAGGACCAGCCACUGUAGGUAUAGAAUAGCAAGUCCCCCGUUCAUCUUCCUCUGUCUAUCAUCUUGUGAUCGAGUAGGAGUUUGUGUCCGUCCCGUGUGUCAUGUUGCGACUGUGUUUUUUGCAAUCCCCCGAGUUGGAGGGGUGUUGUCAUCCUCAUCCUCAUCGGCCCGUAGGAUACACAUCCAUCCUCUCAUGACUCACUGCAAGGGCAAAUGAAUGAACAAGAGGACACGUGGAUAAAACAUUUCACUUUGUUUGGUACAGUACAUGUUGAAUUGAAGAGAAUCUAUUCCGAAACUUUUAAUUUAAAAGAGAAGCUGGAGGCCUUUUCCACAAAUAAGGUAUACUUUAGUGAC